Molecule: messenger RNA, 318 nt
Organism: Prunus armeniaca (apricot)
Lineage: Eukaryota; Viridiplantae; Streptophyta; Magnoliopsida; Rosales; Rosaceae
Source: the annotation of a GenBank genome assembly
AUGAAGACAACUUGGAGAGGUAAAGAUCCAGUUUUUCAAAGGAUGUAUGUAUGCUUUGAUGCUUGUAAGAGAGGAUUCUUAGAAGGUUGUAAGACAAUAGUGGGAUUUGAUGGUUACUUCAUCAAGGGAGCUCAUCCAGGUCAACUACUCACUGUUUUUGGGAUCGAUGCCAACAAUGGUAUGUUCCCAAUAGCAUUUGGUGUAGUGGAGAUUGAGAGCAAAGAAUGUUGGACUUGGUUCUUAGAAAUCUUCUUUAGAUAUGUAGGUAUCACAUAUGGAAAUGGGCGGGUGAUCAUUAAGACAAGCAAAAAGACCUAG